Messenger RNA from Dryobates pubescens (Downy woodpecker), 3256 nucleotides. It is a transcript of the gene MAD1L1, whose product is annotated as mitotic arrest deficient 1 like 1. Bases 150 to 2303 code for a protein of 717 amino acids. The record is from RefSeq and is a predicted model, not a curated record. Gene Ontology annotation, biological process: attachment of mitotic spindle microtubules to kinetochore; mitotic spindle assembly checkpoint signaling. The transcript has 18 exons. Gene Ontology annotation, cellular component: mitotic spindle; nuclear envelope; kinetochore. NCBI's taxonomy places the organism in Eukaryota, Metazoa, Chordata, Aves, Piciformes, Picidae.
GGAGGGAGAUCCAAGCGGGGCGCGCGCCGCCGCCCGCAGCGGGUGAGUGAAGGGAGGAGGGCGGCUGGCUCCGUCGGCUCCGCUCGGCUCCUCUCGGCCCGGUGCGGCGUUCGUGAGCGGCCGAGCCCGGACACGUGAGAGAGAGAGCCAUGGAGGACUUGCAAGACAACACCACCGUCUUUUCCACCCUGAGAUCCCUCAACAACUUUAUUUCACAGCGUAUGGAGGGGGUGUCUGGGGUGGCUACGCCGAGUUCAUCUCAAAGCUCCUUACAGAUUCAAUACCAGCAGAGAAUGCAGCUGGAAGAGCAAGCUGGGCAGAUCCACUCCAAAUCCCAGCUGCUGCAAGUGGAACGGGAGAAGAUGCAGAUGGAGGUUAUCCACAAACGAGCUCGCAUUGAGCUAGAGAAGGCAGCUAAUACCAAUGCCAGGAACUAUGAGCGAGAAGCUGACCGUAACCAGGAGCUGCUCACACGCAUAAAGCAGUAUCAGGAAAGGGAAACAGAAGCUGAAAAUAAACUGAGAGAACAAAUGGAGAUGAACAAAUCCUACAAGAAGAGCAUGGAGACAAUGAGUAAGAAGCUGCAAGAGAAGGAGAGCAAAUUAGCUGAAGCUAACGAAACAAUCACUGUAUUAAAAGGGAAAAUAUCUGAGCUGCAGUGGAAUAUAAUGAAUCAAGAGAUGCAGAUGACAAGCCAAGACUCUCAGAAGCAGGAACUGAUGGAACAGCUGGAUGUUCAACAGAAAAAAUGGCAAGAGGCCAGUCAGCAAAUCCAGACAUUGCAAGCAAACCAAUCCCUUCUGACAGAAUAUGAGCAGAAGAUUAAGGAUCUGGAGCAGAAGUUCUCCCAGCAGGAACACGAUGCUCUAAUUGUCAAGAACAUGAAAGCAGAGCUGGCCCGUUUCCCAAAAAUGGAGCGGGAAUUGCGCCAGCUCAGGGAGGAAAAUGCCUACUUCAGGGAAAUGAAAGAAAACAAUGGACUGCUUAAAGAGGAGGUAGAAAGUCUCCAAAGGAAGCUGGAACGCUAUGAGAAAGUCCAAGCGCAGCUAGUGGCCGUUGAAUUGGAAAAUGAGAAACUUCUGGGGAGAUUAAAAAGCUGGGAGAAACUGGACCAGAGCACUGGCUUGAAUAUCAGGACACCUGAUGAUCUCUCAAGGCAAAUUGUGGCCCUGCAGCAAAGGGAGCUUGUGCUGAAAGAGCAGAACUCUACCAUCACAAACAGUGCACGAAUACUGGAGAAGGCCCGGCAGCAGCUGCAGGAGGAAAUGCUACGGAUUCAGGGCCAGCUCUUGGAUGAGAAGAAGAAACGUGAGCAGCAUGAAGCGCUGGUCAGGCGGCUGCAGAAACGUGUGCUGCUGCUCACCAAGGAGCGUGACGGGAUGCGCGCGAUCCUGGAGUCGUACGACAGCGAGCUGACCCCCGCGGAGCACUCGCCCCAGCUGAGCCGGCGCAUGCGCGAGGCCGAGGAGAUGGUGCAGAAGCUGCAUGCUCAUAACGCUGAGCUGGAGGCUCAGCUGUCACAAGUUCUGGAAGAAGUGGGGAAUCACAAGCAAAGAGCAGAGAUGCUGGAGGUGGAGGUGAAGGCCCUGAAGUCUCAAGAGUGCACAGCCGAGCAAAGUACCAUCAUCACCAAGGAGGAGGUCGACACACUCAGGCUGAAAAUUGAGGAGCUGGAAGCUGAACGCAGUAAGCUGGAAGAGGAGAACAGAUCUCUGGAAAUGAAACUGGAGAAGCUAACUCUGCAGGGUGACUAUGACCCCAGCAGAACCAAAGUUCUCCAUUUCAGCAUGAACCCAGCGAGCCUGGCCAAGCAGCAGCGCAAGGAGGAACAGCAGAACCUCCAGGAGGAGUGCGAAAGGCUGAGGGAGAUGCUGAGGGUGGUUGAAGGAGGUGGCUCCAUCCCUGGGAGCCUGGAAGGAGUUGGAAGUUUUCAGUCACCACAAGAAAUUGCAGAGCUGAAGAAGCAAGUGGAAAGUGCAGAGCUGAAAAACCAGCGUCUGAAAGAAGUUUUCCAGACCAAGAUCCAGGAGUUUCGCAAGGUGUGCUACUCACUGACCGGCUACCAGAUCGACAUCACCACCGAGAACCAGUAUCGGCUCACCUCCAUCUACGCCGAGCACCAGGGGGACUGCCUGCUUUUUAAGGCCUCUGGAUCCUCCGGUGGGAAAAUGCAGCUUCUGGAAAACGAGUUCUCGCGAACCAUCCGGGAGCUGAUCGAGCUCCACCUGCUGCGCCAGGACAGCAUCCCAGCCUUCCUCAGCGCCCUCACCCUCGACCUCUUCAGCCGCCAGACCAUGGCUUAGCGUCCCACUGCCAGCCUCCAGGCAGGGGUGGAGCACUCCUGGGCAGGACAUUUGAGGUAGUGAGGACAAAUUUUCCCUUCCUGCCCUUAAUUUGUAAUAUUGGGUUGCUUCUGGUUUGCAGGGAACUCCUUCUUCUCCCCUCAUUCAUGCUGAUUCCCAAACCAUGCCAAUUCCUCUGGCAAGCAUAGUUUUCCUCCUGUGGGAGGGCAAGUCCAGCUCCAUCCCUGGGCUUUCCUGUGCCAAGACCCUAGUCCCAGCCUUUGAACUGAGAAAUGUGUUCAUCGUGGCCCAGCAUGUCUCUGGGAAUAUGGUAGCAACUGCUGGUUUGAGGAUCCACAGAAUCACCAACCAUAGCUUUUCCCAUAAGGAUCCCCCAGGUCUGUCCCCUAGCAGAGACAAGACAUGCAGGAGGCUGGUGCUUCCUGCUCCUCUGCCUGUCCUCUCCUAAUGGGAGCCAAGGGCUUGGUCCCUGAGGACAGGGACCUGGAGAAGGACCAGUCACGAGCAGCAGGCUCUUUGUCAGCACCUCCUGUUCUUGCAUACAGCUCAUCACUCAGCAGGGUUGAAAUUAUUGUCAAGUUACCCAGUUACUAUCACUCAGCAGACAAGCACAAACAUAAAUGGCCAUGUGAAGACUCUAUACCUGUGUUGACAUCUCCAUGUCAUCUGGUGUGCUCAGAUGCCACUGCCAUGCUUUUUGUUCCUCACUGAGACUAUUGGGCUCUUGGUUUUCUCAGGACUGUGGAAGUGGGGGAGGGAGUUCACUGCUGUUGGCUUUAGACUGCUGCCUGCCACCAGGCUGUGGGUACCUGCUCACCUUGUUGGGGAUCUCCCUCCUGUUCUCUUCCAGGGAGGGUGGAACACCCCCUGAAGGCUGACAUUUUAUGUUACAAUGGAUAUAGCUCUUUUAUCAUUAGAAUAAAGUGUUGCUUCCCAAACUGGAUGUAUGGCCC